This is a messenger RNA of Lampris incognitus (smalleye Pacific opah), 3672 nucleotides long. Its product is annotated as contactin-associated protein-like 5. The transcript is spliced from 23 exons. Lineage: Eukaryota; Metazoa; Chordata; Actinopteri; Lampriformes; Lampridae. The record is from RefSeq and is a predicted model, not a curated record. The coding region runs from base 16 to 3672 and encodes 1218 amino acids.
GACCUCAGGGACAGGAUGGAGGUGACGGCUGUGGCCACACAGGGUCGCUGCGACAGCUCCGACUGGGUCACUAACUAUCUGCUGCUCUAUAGUGACACAGGCCGGACCUGGAAACAGUACAGACAGGAGGACGGAGUAGGGAAGUUUAAGGGAAAUGUGAAUUCUGAUGGCGUCAUCAAGAACAAGCUCCCCCAUUCGGUCAGAACCCGUUUCCUGCGCUUCGUCCCAUUGGCCUGGAACCCCAGUGGCUGGCUGGGCCUGAGGGUGGAGGUGUACGGCUGUAACUACAAGUCCGACGUGGCAGACUUUGACGGCAGGAGCGCCUUGCUCUAUCGGUUUAACCAGAAGUCCAUGUCGACGGUGAAGGACGUGAUUUCUCUGCGCUUCAAGAGCCGCCAGGCUGAGGGGGUCCUGCUCCACGGAGAGGGCCAGAGGGGAGAUUACAUCACCCUGGAGCUGCACCGGGGCAAACUGGCCCUCUACCUCAACCUGGACGACACCAGGUUGAGGUUCAGCAGCAGCCGUGUUGCCAUCACUCUGGGCAGCCUACUGGAUGACCAGCACUGGCACUCUGUCCUUAUUGAGCGCUUCAAUAAGCAGGUAAACCUCACGGUGGAUUCCCACACACAGCACUUCCGCACCAAAGGGGAAGGAGACUCGCUGGAGGUGGACUACGAGCUGAGCUUUGGGGGAAUCCCUCUGCCUGGCAAGCCUGGCACCUUCCUCAGGAAGAACUUCCAUGGCUGCAUUGAAAACCUCUACUACAACGGAAUGAAUGUCAUAGACCUGGCAAAGAGACGCAAGCCGCAGAUAUACAGUGUGGGUAAUGUGACCUUCUCCUGCUCCGAGCCUCAGCUGGUGGCCUGCACCUUUCUGAGUUCCAGCAGCAGCUUCCUAUCGCUCCCGCCAACAGCGUCUGGUAUGAGAGGUUUUUCCGUACGUUUCCAGUUCCGCACAUGGAACCCAGACGGGCUGCUGCUCUCCACCCGGCUGGCCCCGCAACCCCAGAGAUUGGAGCUGCAGAUCAGUGACAGCCGGCUGCAUCUGACCCUCCACACCUCUGCUCAGCAGAAAUCUGAAGUCUCCACUGGACACAGAGUGAAUGAUGGACUAUGGCACUCUGUGAGCCUCGACACACGUAAUUUCAAGUUAACCCUGACUCUGGACCACGAGCCAGCCUCCACUAUUGAACUGGCGGAGCACCUGGAUGCACAGGACAGCAUCUACUUUGGAGGUUGUCCCUCAUACACCGCCGUCUCUUACUGUAAAAACCCUACGCUGGCAUUCCAGGGGUGCAUGCAGCUCAUAUUUCUCAACAGCCAGCCAAUGAACCUCAAUCACGUACAGCAAGGACUGCUGGGAAACUACAAUGAGCUGCAGUUUGACACAUGUGGCAUCCAUGACAGAUGUCUGCCUAACUUGUGUGAACAUGGAGGCCAGUGUUCUCAGUCCUGGACCACCUUCUACUGUGACUGUUUGGGAACAGGAUAUUCUGGAGCUACCUGUCAUAACUCCAUCUAUGAGCCAUCCUGUGAGGCAUACAAGCUGAUGGGCAGCUCCUCAGGCUACUUCUCUAUUGAUUUAGAUGGGAGUGGUCCCCUGGGGCCCACACAGGUCUACUGCAACAUGACUGAGGAGAGGGUGUGGACUGUAGUGACCCACAGCAGCACAGCUCCAGUGAGGGUCCGGGGCUCCUCUCUGCAGAAGCCGUACAUUAUGAAGUUCAACUACAGCGCCUCAGCUGAACAACUGCGUGCCAUAGUCACCGGGUCAGAGCAGUGCCAACAGGAAGUGCUUUACCACUGCAGGAAGUCCCGUCUCUUCAGUACCUUGGAUGGUGCCCCCCUGUCCUGGUGGGUGGACCAGGGAGGAGAGAGGAGGACCUACUGGGGAGGCUUCCUGCCUGGAGUUCAGCAGUGCUCCUGCAGCCUGGAGGAGAACUGCAUGGACAUGGAUUACUUCUGCAACUGUGACGCCGACACUUCCAAAUGGGCUAACGACACGGGCGUCCUCUCCUACAAGGACCACUUACCAGUGAGCCAGAUUGUGAUUGGAGACACCAACCGAACAGGCUCUGAGGCUGUCUACCAGAUCGGCCCUCUGCGUUGUUCUGGAGCCAGGUCUACAUGGAAUGCAGCCUCCUUCUACCAGGAGUCCUCCUAUCUCCACUUCCCCACCCUCCAGGCAGAGCUUGGCGCUGAUAUCUCCUUCUACUUCAAGGCCAGCGCCCCCUCAGGAGUGUUUCUGGAGAACCUGGGCCUCAAGGACUUCAUCAGACUGGAGCUCAGCUCCCCCUGGGCGGUUACUUUCUCCUUUGACGUGGGAAACGGACCGGUGGUCUUGGCCGUGAAGUCCCAUGUGCCUCUGAAUGACAGGCAGUGGCAUUACGUGAGGGCAGAGCGCAAUGUGAAGGAGGCCUCUCUGCAGGUGGACCAGCUGCCCCUGCGCUUCCUGGAGGCACCGGCUGACGGACACCUCCGCUUACAACUCAACAGCCAGCUGUUUGUGGGGGGAACAGCCACCAGACAGAGGUGCUUCCUGGGUUGCAUAAGGACACUGACCAUCAACGGUGUGAACUUUAACCUGGAGGAGAGGGCCGAGAUGACCCCGGGGGUGAGCUCCGGCUGCCCUGGUUACUGCAGUGGCUCCAGCAGUCUCUGCCACAACAGAGGGAGGUGUAUUGAGAAGAGCAGUGGCUACGUCUGCGACUGCUCCCAGUCCGCCUAUGGAGGACCAACCUGUAAAGAAGAGGUGUCUGUGUCCUUUGACAGAGAGUCCUCAGUGACCUACACCUUCCAGGAGCCAUUCUCCGUCAUGCAGAACAGAAGCUCCCAGGCCUCCACUGUGUCCAGAGAGAGGAGCAGGGCCAGAGAGAGCAUCGCUUUCAGCUUCCUCACCCUCCAGAGCCCCGCCAUGCUGCUAACUGUCAGCACCUUCAGCCAGCAGUACAUCGCUGUCAUCCUUGCUAAGAACGGGAGUCUGCAGAUCUGGUAUUGCCUUCACGUGGACAGACAGCCAGAUGUGUUCAGCCCUACCCCCAUUAGCUUGUCAGACGGACGCCUUCAUCGUAUCAGAAUCCACCGAGAAGCAAAAGAUCUUUACGUACUGAUUGACAAGGACAUGGACCUCAGGUACAGCUUGUCAUCUGACGCGGAGUUAAUCUCAAUCAAAUCGCUGACUUUGGGCAAAGUCACAGGAACUGAUGUUUUCGAUGAGGAAGUGAGACAAGCAGGUUUCAGAGGUUUCAUCGGCUGCCUUUCGUCAGUCCAGUUCAAUCACGUGGCUCCGUUGAAGGCCGCGCUGUUGAAUCAAGGAAGCUCAUUGGUCAGUGUCCGCGGUCAGUUAGUUGAGUCAAACUGCGGUGCACUCGCAGACUCAAAAGCAGCAGCUUCGAGGUUGGAUCAUCCAGAGACAGUGGAAAGAGGCAAGGAGCCAUUAAGAAAUGCUUCACAAAGCAACUCGGCCGUAAUUGCAGGUGUAGUCACAGCAGUGGUCUUCAUUACGCUGUGUGUACUGGCAGCGAUAAGCCUCUUCUUCUACCUGCAGCGGCAGGCCCGGAGUAAUGCUGGCUCCAAGGAGAAGGAGCACAGACAUGACCUAGAGAUGGCCUACCGGGCCGAGCUACACCUCCACAACUCUGUCAGAGACAAUAUGAAGGAGUACUACAUAUGA